Messenger RNA from Tachyglossus aculeatus (Australian echidna), 963 nucleotides. RefSeq names its product olfactory receptor 14K1-like. Lineage: Eukaryota; Metazoa; Chordata; Mammalia; Monotremata; Tachyglossidae. Gene Ontology annotation, molecular function: G protein-coupled receptor activity; odorant binding; olfactory receptor activity. The transcript has 7 exons. The coding region runs from base 1 to 963 and encodes 320 amino acids. Gene Ontology annotation, cellular component: membrane. Gene Ontology annotation, biological process: G protein-coupled receptor signaling pathway. The record is from RefSeq and is a predicted model, not a curated record.
AUGGCUGGCCUGGUUAAUGAGACCUCAGGAUCAAGAUCCUCCAUGCUUGAAUUGAUUACAACGCCAGCCGUCUACAAACAACUCUUUCCCAUCACGGCCACAAAGCCGCAUGAGGAGACGAGGAGGAGAAACUCAGCAUCCCCCACCCUGGACCGCCCCGCAGCCCUGCCGGGGAAUCUCCUCAUUGUCGCCGACACCGCCUUUGACCAGCGCCUCCACACCCACAUGUACUUCUGCAUGAGGAACCUGUCCGUCCUCGACAUCUGCUACAUCUCCUUCACCACUCAAAAAUCGAUCCUUAACUCCAUGAUCAUAAACAGAUCCAUCUAUUUCAGAAGAUGUAUGGCACAGGUCUUUUUGGUGGUUCUGUUUGGUGGUUCAGAGCUGUCCGUCCUCAUGGGGAUGCCCUACGACCGCUACGCCGCCAUCUGCCACCCCCUGCGCUAUGAUGUAGUCAUGAAUAGAGUGGCCUGUGAAAGAUGGCUGCCGCCUCCUGGCUCAGCGCGGGGCUGUUUGGGGCCAUGUGCACAGCCGGGGUGUUCACAUUUAGCUUCUAUCUCCUGUUCAGAAACGCACAUUGCCGUUGACGUAAGCCUGGUUAUGGGUAUCGGCUUUGGUUUCUUCUCCUACGUCUCCAUCGUCAUCUCCUACGUCAACAUCUUCUUGGCCGAGCUGAGGCAGUCCUCAGAUCACAUGGUCAAAGACACGGCAGUGAGGGACUUCCUCUGGCUGGGAUUCCCGGAGGUCCGGAAGCUUCAGCUGGUCCAUGCCGCGCUGUUCCUUCUGGUCUACCCGGCGGCCCUAACGGGAAAUCUCCUCAUCGACGUUCCCGUCCACCGAGAGUCGGGCAGUUGGAUGUUCACCCUUUAUUCACUCCACCCGCUGUCCUACACCAGGCACCUGUCCAUCAUCAACCUCUACCUCAGGUCGGUCACCUCCACCAGGCCAUCCACAACUCCCUGA